CUGCCAACACUAAUUUUUUCAUUGUGUUUUCUUAAAUCCGCUUUCGUUUCACAGUCAGUGUGGCAGAUGAAACAAGCAAAAUCACAAGGAAACUUACGAAAUGAUUACAUUCGUGCUUGAUCUGGUGCAGCAAAUCGUCAUCGAAAGCCGUAGGUAAAAUGUCCCCUGUGACUAGUUUCAGUGUAUUGAAGCAACAAACAAAAAAGUGCGCUGUUUAAAUGCACGAGUGCGCUAAGACGAUCGCCGAUCGUCACCCCUUUACGUAGCGGAAGUUCCGGAUUUCGCUGUUUCCAGUGCAUCGUGAAAACAAAUUUACAGUGCUAGACACUGAAUCCCAACGUUUGCUUACAUUGUCCCCGUAACAACCAUGCUGCUUCAAACGCUCGGUUAUGAUGCCAUAUGGUUGUACUCAAUUUCGGUUGUUGUGAUGGUCAGCAUGAUAACCGCGGUUUUAUCAUGCCUAUGCUGCCGACGAAAGCAAGAGAUCAAAAAUGAUCUUCUCGGUCUCGAAGGUAUGGUAAAGCUGACAAAUCCUGAGGACACCUUAGUGAACUCCGGCUUGGCUAGUCCCAUAAAUAAUCCUUCCGCCGCGAACGGUUCACUAGGAACAGCAUCGUCAGCUGGGACAGAAUUCCGCCCAGCCAGUGCUGGUGGUGGCAUCGGAAUAGAUAACGAAGGCAGCAGUAAAAGGACUUCAAAUGCACCGCAUAGAAGUCUUCCAGAUAUACCUAUAGCGGAACCAGCGGGCGACAACAACUCCGAACUUUACGCCACCGUUGGUGAUAAAGUGCAGGAUUUACCCCAAGGACGAAGUCCAUCGGCAAGCCUGAAAAAACAAACCAGUGUCUCGCAGCACAGUUCCAUCAGCCAGGCGGAUGACAUUAGUUCUCCUUACGCACGUGUUCGAUCUCCCCCACAUGCGUACGAUAAGCUACGUCGGAUGGAGCAUCCGUACGCUCAGGUGACUCAGCCGGGAAAUAGUACCGCAGGUGGUGGGGUCGGCGAUGUCGGGCCAUCCGGUUUGUCCAGUCGCAUCAAGCCGCGGGACGGCGAUGAGGAUGACGAUGAGGACGAAGAUGAUGACGAAUUGAUGAGUCCGAUUUCACGUCGCGAAUCGACCCAAAAUCUGGAAGAUAGGGAAACAGCAACUGUGGACAUUCCGGCUGCUUCCGCAAUUGCUGGACGUGUAUCUGCUAGUCAAGAUCUACCCUACAUGACGCCACCGAUAGUGCAACCAUCCACGCAGCAUUUUAGUGGCGAUUCCCAGGACUCUUCAAAAGGAUACACCAGCAUCAGCGUUCGAGAACCUUUGGCCAAUCUGUUACCUCAAAAAGUACAGAACCAAGCCAAGCGGCGGCAAAUACUUGGGGAUUCUCACUACGCCACCGUCUCAGACGAUUCUGACGAGAUGUACGCCGCCAUCGAUGACCCAAACAAUCAAGGCGAUCUGUACACGAGUGGGUCAGAAACGUACGCGCAAAUUCAACCCCCAAACGCGGUAACGGUAUCGGUCGAGAUAAACACCGGUGCAUCGAGCCGACCACAACCGGCUUCGAUGCAAGCGGCACAAUCGACGGGUCCCGAGGCGCUCGACGGAAACAGUCCCGCCGUCGUUCACCCCACGACGGCUACAUUGAACCGUUUGAGUAACCAUAGCAAUACGACGGCGUCCGGCGAUGAACAACAUAUGCACGGAAUGCCGUCUGCACAUUUACCGCCUCCCGACGGCGGGGGUGGUUUGAGGGCACAAUCUUUCGUGCAGCACUCGCGCCAAGCGUCGUCCUCCAGUUGCACCAGCUCGGUGGGAAAUCUGGGAUCACCGAAACCGGAGAAACGGCAGGCCAACAGUCCGCUCCCUCCGACACCAAAGACGCUGAAACAUCAGGCGAACAAUUUCUUCAGCAACUCGAAUCAAUCGAUGCUUGGCGUGGGAAGUGUAACGUCGUCCAGCUCGACAACCGUCGCUUCCGGGCGGAAUUCGGCGGCGUCGGUAAUUACCGACUAUGGUGGCACAAUCGGCGUAGCGUCGUCGAGGGAAACCAUUGUGACCAAGGCUGACAUCGAUACGUCGGGCACGAUACCCAACGGUUCCGCUGGAGGAAAUAGACCGAAGAAAAGUCCGUCGAAAGAUUUGGAGGGAAUGUACGCGAAGGUAAUGAAAAAGAACAAGCUGUCAAAAGUACCGUCACAAAAUUCGUCUCCAGUGGCUCUAAGAAAAGAUGGUUCAUCCAAUGAGCAGUACCCGAAGCAGCAAACUGUCUCCGACAUGGCGCAGCUGAACGGCACCAGCAGUGGUGGAUCACCAAGCAGGAAAACGAUUCCUCACACGUCCUUGCACGGAGGAGAUGGCGGCAAACAGCGACCACUUCGAAACAGCGCCGGGAUGUACGACACCAGGGACCCGGGAUACGAAACAAUUCCAGGUGACGGUAUGAAAGGGGUCGGCGGAGGUACGACGGAGAACGCACGCAAAUCGGCCGAUUAUGCGCAGAUACAAAAGCUUCACCGAAAUGUCGCCUCCGGAGCAGUAAGCGGUUCCGGUAGCAGCAAUGCGGGCAUGAGUGGCGGUCGACCAUUGGGCGCUGCCGUUGCGCAAGGUAUAGGACAAGUUUCUCUCGGUUCGCUGGAAAUAUGUCACGGUAUUGACGAGCAUUAUGACCGAUUCUUUGCAGCGGACAACGAGCCGGGGUAUGAGAGUUUACCAGACACGCGUGGCAUUGCAAACGACCCGGGGUACGAAACACUGAACCGUGGAUCGCAACGCACCACAGAAUCGGAUUCCGAUCCGAACUACGAAAUAUUGCGGCCAGCGAACAAAAAACCCGCACCAGUGAGUCAAACGAACGCUCGAUUGCCGGCCUCGGAAGGAUCGAGGGACAGCGAUGGGUACAGCAGCAUCCGAGAUCCGGAUCGAUAUCCCCCGGUUGCGAAAGGAAGCGUUAGAAAUCGGUUGAGCUUCGGUGGUGGAGCUGCUAAUGCCCCGACAGAAGAUGACGAUACAGAUAGCACUCCUGGAUAUAGCAGUAUAAAAGAGAGAGAAGAAUACGAUCCUGGAUAUAGUGUAAUUUCGGAGCGAAAGAAGCCACCUCUCGGUCACGAUUACGCCAGCAUUACGGAGGAUGUGAAGAAACGAAAACCGAACAUAAACAACAACCUAGAACCAGAUGAAGAGUCGGAUAUCUACUCGAGCAUUCCGCACACUGCUUCCGGCACUCUUACGUUAACAUCUCCCGUAGCACCCGCGACGAUUGAAGCAACGAUUGAAGCGACGAGUCCGGGUGCAGGAACAACGGUGGCUGACACCAUUACCAAUUACUCCACCAUCCCCGAGAGGCCAAAUGUUGGAAACACAUGCACGCUCUCGUCUUCUCCGGCGUACUCUAGCAUCUCCGAAACACGCACAACUCCCUCCUCCACCGAUGGGGACGGGGAUGGGAGCACCAGUUCCCCGGACCAACUGAUUGGCUAUAAUAAACACAACAAUACCAAUACCACCGUAACGACGACCAACAGUCUGAGCAGGAUAUCGAGCAACUACGAGUCGCUAACGGGAAGUGAAUCGGACCCCAACUAUGAAUCGGUGAAGUAUCUGAACGUAACAGAGAAUCCAUACGAACGGUUGCACAACGAAGCAGGCGCUGCUGCAUCCAAAGCGCUCCGGAAAUCGGUCACGAAUGAUUCUCUUACGACAGACUCCGAUACGGCUACCCCAACGCCGAACGUAGGCGCUCCGACGAUGGUUGCACCUGGCCGCACCGCCAGCGGUACACCGGAUAGUGAAGGCGCUGCCACGGCUGUCAGUGACUACUUUCCAGUUUAACUGGCCAUGAUCGGUUCCAAAGAUGAAUCAUCUCGCCGGUUCGUAUGGGUUGAAAGGUUUGCGUAGGAUUUCGAUUGUAAAUUUACCCACAAACAUUAUUAUUACUAUUAUUAUCAUUAUUAUUUACCGAGCAGCCGUGUAGCUGGUACGAAGUGCAGGGUUUUUUGUCUUUGGUUUGGCAAAGGAAAGCUACAAUUCAUCUGCAGCUUUCAGAAACGGAGGAAGUUUACACCGUGUUUUGAAGCGAUAUUAAUAUUUAUUGGUUUUAUAUUGAACAAAUGGAGGUCUCGAUGAAAUCGAUCUUCGGGUGAAAAGCGUCAUCGAAAGACGGACAUCGUUAAAAAAAUAGCGACAUUGUGCCUAUUUUUGGGAAAAAAAAACUAGCAAACACACACUUAUUAUUCCUAGGAGCCCGUUCCGGUAACUGUAGAUUAUUUAUUUGUAACCUUUUGAUAGAGAUAUAAUUUGUUUCUAUUCUUAUUAUCACAUUAGGUAAGGUAAUACCCACGUUUGUGAGCGUAUCUCUGUGUGUUUAUGUGUGCGUUCUAAGGGAGCAUAAGAAAAAUUUAACGAAGAAAAAGAAGACUAAAUGAAGUCAGAACUAGGCUAGAGGUAUGGCAAUGUUUAGGGAACUUUAACGUCCACUAGUAGCGACUAGUACUGCUAAGCAUUAAACACAAAGGUAGUUCGAUUAUACAAUUAUUCAUCCGACUGACCGGGGAUAUCCUCGGCUAGGAUCCCACCAGAUAUAGUGAAACGGAAUCGUGAUGGGGUCAUUCUUAGAAAAUAUGUAUCGUACCGCGGACCCUGUGAUCAAUGUUGAGAGGAUAAUUUAUGAAAGGAGAAGUAGCGCAUCUCGCAACAACGAAAAAACGUGUGAAACCAACGUGCAAGUAUUGUCUCAUAGGUAGUGUCUCAUGGGUAACUUCUUUUUCUUGCUACUUUCAUCGGGCUCUUCUGUAUGCUCCAAAUCUCACCCACAAGCCCCCUGCUUCCUAUUUUCCUCUGUAGAAUUGGAAAGCUACUGUAAAUCGUGCAAUGGAGCGUUGGCAACAACCAUAUUCCCUAUUCCAUUGGAAUGAUGCGUGUAAUAUUUAUUAUUGACAGAAGAAGCUAAGCUUAUCUAAGCAGGCCACUGCAUUUACCCACACUACUCUACUUCCCUUCUCAUGCUGUUGAGUAUUUUGUUUUAUUAUAUUUAAUUUUAUAAUCAGCCUACGCGUAUUACUUGUUAACAAUUGUUA
This is a messenger RNA of Anopheles coustani, 5064 nucleotides long. RefSeq names its product mucin-5AC. The record is from RefSeq and is a predicted model, not a curated record. The transcript has 8 exons. The coding region runs from base 368 to 3820 and encodes 1150 amino acids. Lineage: Eukaryota; Metazoa; Arthropoda; Insecta; Diptera; Culicidae.